This is a messenger RNA of Photinus pyralis (common eastern firefly), 1126 nucleotides long. RefSeq names its product four and a half LIM domains protein 2-like. The coding region runs from base 45 to 548 and encodes 167 amino acids. The transcript is spliced from 2 exons. The record is from RefSeq and is a predicted model, not a curated record. Gene Ontology annotation, molecular function: transcription coregulator activity. Lineage: Eukaryota; Metazoa; Arthropoda; Insecta; Coleoptera; Lampyridae. Gene Ontology annotation, cellular component: Z disc; nucleus.
ACAGCAGAAUAAAAUGUGGCCAUUUUGUUUUAGGAACUAAGAAGAUGGAAUAUAAAACAAGGCAGUGGCACGAGAAGUGUUUCUGUUGUAACGUCUGUAAAACUCCCAUUGGAACCCAGAGCUUCAUUCCGAGGGAGCAGGAAAUUUACUGCGCCAAGUGCUACGAGGAUAAGUACGCCACUCGUUGCAUCAAGUGCAAUAAGGUGAUUACAAGCGGAGGUGUAACUUACAAGAACGAACCGUGGCAUAGAGAAUGCUUCACGUGCACCAACUGCAAUACCAGCUUGGCCGGCGCUCGCUUUACCAGUCGAGAUGACAAGCCGUACUGCGCCGAAUGUUUCGGCGAACUGUUUGCUAAGAGAUGCACGUCUUGUAAUAAGCCAAUUACUGGUAUCGGAGGUACGAAGUUUAUAUCGUUCGAGGACAGGCAUUGGCACAACGAUUGCUUUUAUUGCGCCAAUUGCCGUACGAGCCUUGUCGGACGUGGUUUUAUUACUGAUGCGGAUGAUAUUAUAUGUCCCGAUUGUGCUAAGAAAAAUUUCAUGUAAUUUUUUUAUUUCUUCACGCUUCAUUUUCAAUUAGCUUUACUUUCGUUUUAGCAAUAUUUAAAUCUUAAUUUAUGAGGAGGUAAUUUUAUCAAUUAUAAGUGGGUUUAGAAUGUGAUGUUCACUAUGUGUCAUAAUUUAUUAACAUUCGCUUAUAUAAUCUUGUAUUCUAUCAUUAAAUAUUAAUUUCAAAGGUCACCCGGCAAUAAUUUUUUAACAUUUAACUAAAGACCUUUAAUUUAGCAAAAUUGUACUCAUAUAUUGUUAAUGUUAUGGAAAUGUACAUUUCGAAUGUGUGGCCUUAAAUUUGGAAUAACUAGAAACCUACCACGUUUCGUAGGUUGUGUGCCUCUAGUAGUUUUAACUUCAUCUAAAUCUGGUUAACUACCUGGUUAAUGUAGAUAAAAAAGCAAGUGUAUACAGCUUAAAGGCAUUUAUUGAGCUAAUUUGGUGCUACAUGAGUAGUUAGAAUGUUUAGUUUACAUACAAUAUUGAAUGUUAUUUUUUAAUAGUUUAAUCGUAUUUGCGAAUUUUAAAUGAUAUCUAAUACAUAUGUAAGCUUCAUUAAAUUAUUUAUAAUA